Messenger RNA from Schizosaccharomyces osmophilus, 1230 nucleotides. RefSeq names its product fructose-bisphosphate aldolase Fba1 (gene fba1). Gene Ontology annotation, cellular component: cytosol. NCBI's taxonomy places the organism in Eukaryota, Fungi, Ascomycota, Schizosaccharomycetes, Schizosaccharomycetales, Schizosaccharomycetaceae. The transcript has a single exon. The record is from RefSeq and is a predicted model, not a curated record. Gene Ontology annotation, molecular function: zinc ion binding; fructose-bisphosphate aldolase activity. The coding region runs from base 1 to 1230 and encodes 409 amino acids. Gene Ontology annotation, biological process: gluconeogenesis; glycolytic process.
AUGAGACUGAUUGGACAAUUACGACGGUUCGGUCACUAUCGAUACGUUCAUCAGGUGACGAGUUUUUCCGGAUGGGGUAGCUGGGCAGACUAUAUAAGAGCUUGGCCCUUCACCAAGAGGUUUCAUCACAGGUCCUACCAUCAAAUCAUAAAUAUGGGUAUUCUCGACAUUGUUCCUACUGGUGUUAUUAGCGGUGACAACGUUUUGAAGUUGUUCACCUACGCUCGUGAGCACGGAUUUGCUAUCCCUGCCAUCAACGUCACCUCCUCUUCUACCGUUGUUGCUGCUCUCGAAGCUGCUCGUGAGGCUCGUUCCCCCAUCGUCUUGCAAUGCUCUAACGGUGGUUCCGUUUUCUUCGCCGGCAAGAAGUCCUCUAACGACGGCCAAAAGGCUUCCAUCGCUGGAUGUGUUGCUGCCGCUCACUACAUCCGCUCCAUCGCCCCCUUCUUCGGUGUCCCCGUCGUCUUGCACUCUGACCACUGCGCCGAGAAGCUCCUCCCCUGGAUGGAGGGUAUGUUCGCCGCUGACGAAGCUUACUUCAAGCUCCACGGUGAACCCCUUUUCUCUUCUCACAUGCUUGACUUGUCUGAAGAGCCCAAGGAACAAAACAUUGCCAGUGUUAAGAAGUACUGCGAACGUGCCGUCCAAAUGAAGAUCUGGAUUGAGAUGGAAAUCGGUAUCACUGGUGGUGAAGAAGAUGGUGUCGACAACUCUGGUGCCGAACAAAACACCCUCUACACUCAACCCGAAGACAUCUGGGAUGUCUACCGUGAACUCUCUAGCGUUACUCCUUACUUCUCCAUCGCUGCCGCUUUCGGUAACGUCCACGGUGUCUACAAGCCCGGUAACGUCAAGCUCCGCCCUGAAAUCUUGGGUGACCACCAAAAGUAUGUUCAACAACAACUCAAGUCCACCAACGACAAGCCCGUCUUCUUCGUCUUCCACGGUGGUUCCGGUUCUUCCGUUAACGAAUUCCGUACCGGUAUCAAGAGCGGUGUUGUCAAGGUCAACAUUGACACUGACACCCAAUACGCUUACCUCGAAGGUGUUCGUGACUACGUCUUGAAGUUCCAAGACUACCUCAAGACCCCCGUCGGUAACCCCGAGGGCCCUGACAAGCCUAACAAGAAGAAGUUCGAUCCCCGUGUCUGGGUUCACGAGGGUGAAAAGACCAUGACCAAGCGUAUCGUCACUGCUCUUGAGGACUUCUAUGCCAACAACACCCUCUAA